AUGCUGGCCGUCCUGGCCGGGCUGGCUUUCGCCCGGUGGGGGGCGGCGGCGGCCCCGGAGCCCCCCCCGGGGGGCCGCUUCGUCUGCACCCCGCUGCCCCCGGACGCCGCCUGCCCGCCGCCCCCCGCGCCGCCCCCCGAGGAGGAGCUGCAGGCCGCCGUCCUCCGCCUGCGGGAGACCCUCCUGGCCCAGAAGGAGACCCUCGGCCGGCAGCGGGACGCCAUCCAGGAGCUGACCGCCAAGCUGGGCCGCUGCGAGGCCGGCCCCGACGGCAGGGGGGGCGCCGGGAGGAAGGAGGGCAAGGGCAAGGACACCAUGGGCGACCUGCCCCGCGACCCCGCCCGCCUGGUCGACCAGCUCAGCCGCACCACCCAGGCCCUCAAGGACCGCCUGGAGAACCUGGAGCAUCAACUCCGUGCCAACGUGUCCUACGCCGCUCUGCCUCUCGAUCUCCGGGAGAUGCUUCAAAAGAGACUCGGAGAUCUGGAGCGUCAGCUUCUCAGCAAGGUGGCGGAACUGGAGAACGAGAAGUCUCUUCUUCAUAAUGAGACGUCCACCCAUCGGCAAAGGACCGAGGCUGCUUUGAACGCGCUGCUGGAAAGGGUUUCUGAGCUGGAGAGAGGUACCAGCGCCUUCAAGUCGCCGGACGAAUUUAAAGUCUCGCUCCCGCUUCGCACCAAUUACUUGUACGGGAAGGUGAAGAAGACACUGCCGGAGCUGUAUGCUUUCACCGUGUGCUUGUGGCUGAAAUCGAGCGCCUCGCCCGGGAUCGGGACCCCCUUCUCGUACGCCGUCCCCGGCCAGGCGAACGAAGUGGUGUUGAUAGAAUGGGGGAAUAACCCCAUCGAACUGCUGAUUAACGACAAGGUCGCUCAGCUGCCCCUCUUCAUCAGCGACGGGAAGUGGCACCACAUCUGCGUGACGUGGACGACUCGGGACGGCAUGUGGGAAGCUUUUCAGGAUGGAGAGAAACUGGGAACCGGGGACAACUUGGCUCCUUGGCACCCCAUUAAGCCGGGAGGGGUCCUGAUCCUCGGUCAAGAGCAGGACACCGUCGGAGGACGGUUUGACGCGACUCAAGCCUUCGUCGGCGAGAUGAGCCAGUUCAAUAUCUGGGACAGGGUCUUGAAGCCCGAAGACAUCAUGAAUAUCGCGAACUGUUCGGCCAACAUGCCCGGGAACAUCAUACCGUGGGUCGACAACAACGUCGACGUGUUCGGCGGCGCGGCGAAGUGGCCCGUGGAGACGUGUGAAGAGCGCCUGCUCGAUCUAUAG
Messenger RNA from Euleptes europaea (tarantolino), 1275 nucleotides. It is a transcript of the gene NPTX2, whose product is annotated as neuronal pentraxin 2. The transcript is spliced from 5 exons. The record is from RefSeq and is a predicted model, not a curated record. NCBI's taxonomy places the organism in Eukaryota, Metazoa, Chordata, Lepidosauria, Squamata, Sphaerodactylidae. The coding region runs from base 1 to 1275 and encodes 424 amino acids.